Molecule: messenger RNA, 354 nt
Organism: Plasmopara halstedii
Lineage: Eukaryota; Oomycota; Peronosporomycetes; Peronosporales; Peronosporaceae
Exons: 4
Coding region: 1-354 (117 amino acids)
Source: RefSeq, a predicted model, not a curated record
AUGACUGAUCCUUCUUCACUCCGUGGUCCACCACCGAGAGGGCCUCCGCCGGGACUAGCAUCGGCAGGUUACCCGCAAUCUCGGGGUCCCCCUCUCGGCUUUGCGCCGCCAAGAGGACCCCCUCCAGGAGCUCCACCGGGACGAGGGCCACCCCCAGACGUUCUACGUGAUAGUGGGCGUCACCGUUCACAUCGAGAAGAGUCGGUGGCGGGCGGUGACGACCGGGUCGACCGCCGUCCGGUGACUUGUGAUGCUCUUCGAGCCCUUAAGGACGAGGUCCUUCGUGAUCGGAGCUCCGCUGAGCGUCAUGCUAAAGCAGCAUAUCGCUGUGCGGACGCUAUUGACGAUCUGUAG